ACUAUACAAACUCAAGAAGAUCUAGAUCUCUUAGCAUCAACAGUAGUUAUCAAAUAUCAGGUUGAUAAUUCAUUAUCACUGUAGUUAUCUUUAACUUUUUUAAUCAAUUAUAUUUUUAAAACAUGUUUUUAAUGACAAUUGUUUUAAUAACUGAACUUUUAAAUAAACUAAAAACUAAUUUAGCUGUUUUUAAAUUUAAAUGUUUUUAUGAUGGUUAUAAAUAAUAAUAAUAUCAUUUAUUCAAGGUCAAUUAUUUGUUAUUUCCUGUUUCAUUGAUGUUUUUGUGUUAAUAUUUUGUUUCAGGUUGAAGACAAUUUAAGUGGAGGUAGAGCUUUAUUCAGUGCUUCUAUCACAAUUACCAAUAAAUGCAAUGUGACACUGAGCUACUCAACACAACAUCCACAGUGGUCUAUCUACUUUUCCCAUCUACGAAUGGUAGAGCCAACAUAUCUCCCAGCAGACACCAGUGUUAACUUGGAAUACGCAGGAGUGUGCUUUUCACAUUUGAAUGGCUGUAUUUUUAAACUCAGUCCACUGAAGAGCUUCAAGACCUUACAUGAUGGUGACACUUUGUCUUUCAAAUUCAAUGCUCAACAUUACUCUGCAUCUCGUACCGACAUCUUCCCAAACUGGUACAUUCAUGUUCAAGGUUUAGAGCCCCGCAUUAUCAAAAGUACAGAAGGCGAGUCUUUGAAAUUUGUGGGCAGCUUUGAUGCUGCUAAGCAGUACAAGCGUUUUGACUAUAUUUUACCUACAGGGAAACACCGCUAUGAUAUCUAUCAGCCAUUUUCACCAGAGGUCAGGUUUUCUCGUUAUCCUGCGGUCAGCAAAGAGCAAAGCCAUUUAAAAACUGUUACACCAACUCCAGCUCUCACCGAAAUGAGAGGUGUUGGAUCCCUUAACUUAAAAGACAAUAAUUGGAUUAUAGAUGCACCUGAUGAAGAUUUUAUAAAUGAAGCAUUCUAUUUACUAGGUAAGACCAAAACUUCAAGUUUCCUUAUUACAUAUCAUCUAUAACAGUGUUUACCAAAGUGGUGGUCUUUGAGCCUUAUGUUGCUGAUCCCUUUAAACAACAUAAGUAAGAAACUGGGGAAAACUUGUAACGUUUCAGUGUUUAAGUCUCGUUUCAAAACCACCUUUAAAAAAAACAAGACUGUCUUGUUCAUAUGACAUUCACCCAUUCAUAGUCACUCACUAGGGCCCCCCAACCUUAGAAGUUUAGGAACCUCUGAUCUACAAGAUGAUGCCAGUUUUUCUCCAACAUUUGUUUUAUUAAUGUUUAAUUUGUCUUAUUUUUUGUCAGAUAAAACAGGUGUUCCAAUAUCCAGUAAGAAAAUGACAUGUACAACUGGGGUAAGGCCAAAUAAAGUUAUAUCCUUGAAGAAAUCUGAGGUGAUACCAGUGAUAAAUGGACUUCCAGAUGUUGAAGCUUAUGAGCUUGUUGUUGAUACAUCUGCUGAAUUUAUUGAGGUAUGUUGUUUAUGGUGAUACAUAUUUUGUUAGGUAACAUUAAUUUUUUUCAACAUAUUUCAUAGCAUUCAAUGUUGUUAAGUUCUUGUUUUACAGUCCCAUAAAAUCAAGACAAUAAUUUGGCAUUAGACAUUGACCUAUAUGAAAACUGAAAGUAAUGAAUAAAUAUGGCAAUGCAGUUUUUUAGUGUGGCAAUUUCUUCCUGUCAAUAUUUGCAAAUUAUGUUUCUCUAAUGGUGUUCAAUACUAUAUAAUGAGCCAGUUAAAAAUAAUUAACAUUUCUCAAUUACUUUAUUAAAAAAAUCCACACUGUUUUGUUUGCAUAAUGCACAAUAUUUCAAACUAUCAACAGAUCUUAUCAUUUUAAAGUUUUAAUUCUCUUUGAAAUCAGAUUUCUGCCAAUACAUCUGCUGGUGCUUUCUAUGGUGUCCAGACAUUGCUGAGUUUACAGGCAGCAACUCUAGAUAAGGAAGCCGGGAUCCUAAGUGAUUGCUUAAUUAAAGAUGUACCCCGGUACACCUUCCGGGGCAUGCACCUAGACAUAUCACGCAACUUUCACCCCAAACAAGAAGUCCUCACACUUCUAGACUCUAUGGCAACAUAUAAGCUGAAUAAAUUGCAUUUUCAUUUGUCUGAUGAUGAGGGAUGGAGGCUGGAAAUCCCAGGGCUGGAAGAACUGACUGAGGUUAGAAAGUUUGUGAACUUGUCAUUAAAUUAUUACUUUAAGAAUAAAGCAAGAUCAUCUGAACAUCUUCUUAUGAUUAAAAAAAAUAUAUUCUGUUAAAACUCAGCUGGAAUUUUUAGAUAAUUUAAAAAGCCAUCAACUGUGAAUACACUAGCUCAGUAGUCGGCAAACCCAUUAGUCAAAAGUGCCAAAAGUCAGCAGCGGGACGAUAUAAGUUUUGUUGAGAGCCAAACUUUUCUUUACGAACCUGUCAUGAAACCGAUUAGUGGCCAACUGGCCGUGCCGCACUCAGGUUGUUAAAGAGCUGCAUCCGGCUCGCAAGUCGGGAUUUGCAGACCACCCCACUAGCUCAAAUUUUUUUUAUUUUAAAUUAAUAAUUUCUACUUUAUUUGCCACUAGUUUUCAAAACUUUAUUCUAUUUUAAACAUCUUUACCUAAUUGUUAUCGAUCUUACCAGUUUUUACAAGAACACAUUUCAAUCAGAAGAACUAUUUGCUUGCUUAUAUGUAAAGCAAAACUCAAAGAAUGAUUUUAAAAACUCAUUGAAGAAUUUUGAGUGUGAAUAUAUUUUUAAAUAUUCUUUUUUUUAGAUAGGAUCAAGAAGAGGUCAUGACCCUAAAGAAGACACCUGCUUACUGCCCCUACUUGGUUCUGGCCCUUUCCCGACUGGCCUAGGAUGUGGCUAUUACAGUGUUGAAGACUACAAGGAGAUUCUUAGAUUCGCCAAGGCCAGGCACAUUGAGGUCAUUCCUGAAAUAGACAUGCCAGGACACAGCCAUGCCGCAGUUCGGGCAAUGACGGUUAGAUACAACAGAUUAAUGUCUCAGGUGAGUUCAAGGAAAGUUUUUAAAUAAAGACUUGAAGAGAAAUCUGGUUUAAGUUGUAUUGUUAAACAAGAGAUUUAGGGAUGAUUUUUGUAAAAUUUCAGACAAAAAUUUUUGAAGUGUAUUAAGCAGUUUUUUUCUUAAAUGUACUAUGUUAAAAGAUGCUAAAGUUUUUUUCUUCAAAAAUGUGUAGCCUGUUUUUCUCUCUCCUAAUGCCUUUUUGCAGAAAAAGCAAAAAGAGGCAGAGAAGUAUUUGCUGUCUGACCCAAAGGAAAACUGUGGCUCACAUGCCUUCUCUGUUCAGAUGCUAGCUGAGAACUCCAUGAACCCUGGUCUAGAGUCAACCUUUACUUUCAUAGACAAGGUUUUUUAAAAAAAAGUCUUUUUUAGUUAAACAGUUAGACUCUAGUCAAGUGAUAAUUUCUAUAAUUAAAAUGCAACUCCUUGAUUUUGUUAAAUCUUUUUCAAGUGAGGCUGUUCUUGCUUGACAUUAAUGUUUUCUACAUUUUGGUAUGACUUCUUCUAUAAAUGUGUAUGUGACUUUCAAAUAUCAUCUCUUAAUUAUGAAAGAAUGGCACUUGUUUCCUUUUAAAGAGCUCAUACUUUUUGCAUGGUAAGAAAAUAAUGCAUGCCACCUUGAAUGAAAAUACAAGACAUUGAAAAGAAUUUUUCUGCUUAAAGCGUUCAACAGCAAACACAACCAUACAAAAAAGAGAGUGAAAGAGAGAGAGAGAGAAAGAAUGAGAGAAAAUCAUAACCUAACUUCUUAAAUAUAUUAUUAUACUUUUUUUUGGUGUGUUCAAUUAGUAUUUCUCUUGCUUUUAGAUUAUUAAAGAGCUGAAAGAAAUGCACAAAGACAUCCAGCCAUUGAGAAUCUUUCAUCUGGGAGGGGAUGAAGUGCCCUAUGAGGCUUGGGAUGACUCACCCUCGUGUCAAGCACUGGUCAAGUCAAAAGUUAUAGAAUCCAUGGAAGACCUGAUGGAAUAUUUUGUGACACGUGUUGGCAAGCUGACAUACAAACAUGGACUGGAGCUGGGGGCCUGGCAAGAUGGCAUUGUAAGAUAAAAUUUCUAUGGUGUGUCUAGUUCCAUGUGUUGGUAAUGAUGUGUGUAGUUAGAUAUGUUGUAGUGAUGUGUCUAGUUAGAUGUGUUGGUAAUGAUGUGUCUAGUUAGAUGUGUUGGUAAGAUGUGUCUGGCUAGAAUGCUAUAAUGAUGUGUUUAGUUAGAUGUGCUGUAAUUAUGUGUCUAGUCAGAUGUUUUGCAAUGAUGUGUCUAGUUAGAUGUGUUGCAAUGAUGUGUCUAGUUAGAUGUGUUGGUAAUGAUGUGUGUAGUUAGAUGUGUUGAUAAUGAUUUGUCUAUUUAGAUGUGUUGGAAAUUGUUGUAUUUUUUCUAAAACAUCGAAGGGAAAACUUUAUCAAAUAUAAUGGAGCAGAGUUAAAAAUGUGUGUACUUAGUCAAACAUUUAAUGUCAUUGAUUGCCAUCCUCCAUGAUAUAAAAUAAGGACCUUUAAAAAUUCAAUUGACUGAAAGCAUGUAAGUUUGAUAUUUUUUUUAAAGUAAUUAUAUUUCACUUCCUACACCCAGCAUUAUAUUGUUUUACUGAUUGAAAAUGUCUUUGUAUUAUUUAUUCAAUUAAUUUGUCCACUCCUUCAGGUUGUAAAGAAUAAAGGUCCAUAUAAACGAAACAAGUUUCCCAACUUGAAUGUUUUGGUACAUUUUUGGAGGAAUGUCUGGGAGACUGGUCAGGCUUAUGAUGCCCAUAAGCUGGCCAAUGAAGGUUACAAGGUCCGUUUUUUAAAAAGAGAAUCUCACAAAGCAAUUGCUUCCAUUUACAUCAACAUUUUUGGAUAAUCUUUUUUUAAAUGAGGGCAGUCAUGAAACAUUUUAGUCCAAACGAAAUUCAGCAGUUAUAAAAAAUAUCUUUUAGCCUAUAAUUCUACUUUGAUUUAAAAGCCAUGGUUCAUUUAAAUUUAAAGAUAGGAAAAUAAGUCUAAUUAAAUUACUGAAAUUGGGGUUGGAAAAAAAAAAUUCAUUUAGAAUUAUAUUUCUAAACAUUAGUUCAAUGAGCAGUUCAUUAUGUUGUUGUUUUUUAAUGUGUAAUUACAUUUUAAAAACUGAUUCAUUUUUCUUAUUACAUAAUAUUUAUUAUAUCCAAACACAACUGCCCUUUGACAAGCUCAACGGUAAGUCUCUGUGCCUUGUCCUACUUUUUUCAGGUAGUCCUUGCCCCUGGUACACAUUUCUACUUUGAUCACCCUCAUGAACCAGACCCUGAAGAAAGGGGACUCUUUUGGGCCUGUAGGUACAUUGACACCCACAAAGUGUUUAAAUUUGCCCCUGAAAAUCUCAUGUCCAACGCUGAUGUCAAACUCACUGGGGAGAAAAUCACAAAACUAGACCUGGAGCUCUUGACAGAAACAGAGGACUUCACACUAUUGAAGAAAUCAGACAAUGUUAUAGGUACACACUGGUUUGAUAUCUGUGUAACAAAUUGUCAUAUUUGCAUAAAGAACUGAAUAACAAAUGUUUUUAUGUGUAAAAAAAAUUACACAAAUAAAAGUUUAUAUUGGCAAGUACUUGAACAGUUAACACACUUUAGAGGAGUGAUUUACACAUUCUUUCCUUGAUAAAAAUUACACUUGUGCUUCACAGUUCACCUUUUCCUUUUGCAUUAAUGUUAUGAUCCCAAAAAAUUUCAUUAUUAAUUAAAUUAUGACUUAAUUCAGCAAUCCUGUUUAAAAAAAUAUUUUUACCUUUGAUCAUGGCAAUUGAUAUCUCUUCGUAUCAUGAUCAGCCUUCAAAUUGAUACCUUUUCACCUAUGCAGUCUUAAAAUCAUUACAUUAACAUUUUGGAAAACAAAUAGCAAUUUAAAAAAAAAAAAAAAAAAAAAAACCUGAUGAGUUCCUCAUAGAAAAUGGGAUUUUAAAUGCUGAUGCAUAAUAUUAAAUUAAAAUUUUUCUUUUCAGUAUACUGGAACUUCAUAAAUAUUAAGAAUUUAACUAAAUUUUAUAUAAAAUUAAUAUUAAAAAAUCAUGAUGGAAGGCCUUCCCUAUUAUAUCCUCAUAUCCAAUGUAGUAACUAGCAUAUACAAUUAAAAAGUUAUUAACAAUAAUUUUAAAUACAGGACUUCAAGGUCAAAUUUGGACAGAGUUGGUCCGUACUUCUAGCCAGUUACAUGAAAUGAUUUUUCCUCGUAUCAUCGCGCUUGCUGAAAGGGCGUGGCACAAAUCCCCUUGGGAAGACCUUGACCCAAAAAAGAGGAAAUCCCCAGAAGAAGUCGAGUGGUCAUCAUUCGCCCACACUUUAGGACACAAGGAGCUGUUACGUCUGGAGGCAGAUAAAAUUCCUUAUCACAUACCUCCGCCAGGAGCAAGGUUAGUCUCACAUGAGCCAGAACUCAAUGCUUUAAAUUGUACCAAAUAAGUGGGGAGAACAGACCUGUUUACUCUUACAGAUUUGGUGUUCAAAGAAAGUAUUCACACCUAUAACAUUUUAGGGUUUUAAAAUAUUGCUAUGACGGAUAAAAAUUUACGCAAGUUCUCAAAAACUAUUCAAAAUGUACCCCCAGCCUAGUUUUCUAGUCCUUAAAAUGUAAAAACAGAAAAUGGUAAAAUAGAUAGUUCAGUUUUUUUUUUUUUUUUUUUAAUUAUCAAACGUUAGUCAGUUUUGAGGCAUGAAUUACUAAUGUUAAUGUGCCCACAAUGUGUCAAUGCCAUUGAACUGUAAUUUUCAAAAUUAAUAUAAAACAUUUCAUUAUUUUAAAAGAAUAUCUAAAAACUCUUUUUUAUGGCUACAUUAUCAUACAUAUGCUAGUAUUUUGUUAACCCUGUAGAAAUUAUUUUAUUAUUGUGUUGAGUUUAUUUAUGCAGAGUAACUGGUGAUGGUUUACUGGAAAUGAGGAGCUGUUAUCCUGGUCUGCCCCUGUCCUACUCAGUGGACAAUGGAGAAACAUGGAUCAAUUUCUGCAGAGCAGUGGAUGUG
Lymnaea stagnalis (great pond snail) is the source of this 6959-nucleotide messenger RNA. NCBI's taxonomy places the organism in Eukaryota, Metazoa, Mollusca, Gastropoda, Lymnaeidae. The record is from the annotation of a GenBank genome assembly.